Molecule: messenger RNA, 1810 nt
Organism: Syzygium oleosum
Lineage: Eukaryota; Viridiplantae; Streptophyta; Magnoliopsida; Myrtales; Myrtaceae
Exons: 18
Coding region: 17-1585 (522 amino acids)
Molecular function (GO): S-adenosylmethionine-dependent methyltransferase activity
Source: RefSeq, a predicted model, not a curated record
UUCUUCGGUGUAUACGAUGAAAAGCCACCGGCGAUCGUCCCUUCCUUCCUCUGUCGAAGCCGCGAAAGAUCAAGAGCACGCACGGGCGCGGCGCACGACGGCGCUCUACAGGGCAAUGUCCGGAGGCGUGGAGGAAGAAGAUGGGGCGGAGCGGCUUCGCCAGCGUAAGCUCGAGGAAGCUCUCGAAGCCAAGUCUCUCCGGCGCAUCAUCAGCGCCUUUCUCAAUUAUCCAGAAGCCGCAGAAGAAGAUGUAAAACGAUAUGAAAGAUCUUUCAGAAAGCUUCCUCCUGCUCAUGAGGCAUUGCUGUCACACUACCCUCAGAAGUUUCGAAGAUUGAGACAGUGCAUCUCAGCAAAUUCAUACUUCAUUUUCAGCAUGCUUCAGGCAUUUGAACCCCCAAUUGAUUUGAGCCAAGAGAUUGAUAUUUGUGAACACUCAGAUCAUGAAAACAUGCAAAAUGGUGACCUCUUCUCAUCAGAGAGGAACAUUUGCUCAAGUCAGACUGCUUUCAGUAGUGGAAGUUUGUUGUCAUCUGGAUGCGAAGCUGCUUCUGAAGAUUGUGACAAUGCAAAAUACAAAGCAGAAGAAAAGACUAACAAUAAGGAGCUUGCAAGCAGAGGACACCAUGACUCCACUGCGAGGAAUUCUUGUGGUUGCUCAGAGUUCCACGAACAGAGAAGAGAAAGUGAUGGGAAUAGUCUUGCCGACUCCAAUAAAGAUGUUUCUUCCUCUUCUUGCGACUGGUUAGAUCCUUCAUUGCAGUUGCAUGUCCCUUUGGUUGACGUUGAUAAGGUCCGUUGUAUAAUAAGGAACAUUGUUAGAGACUGGGCAGCAGAGGGGCAGAAAGAACGUGAUCAAUGCUUCAAGCCUAUUUUGGAAGAGCUUGAUGCCCUUUUCCCCAAUCGCUCCAGGGAAAGCCCUCCUUCUUGUUUAGUUCCUGGGGCUGGACUUGGGCGGUUGGCUUUGGAGAUAUCAUCUCUAGGUUUCAUAAGUCAGGGAAAUGAAUUUUCGUACUACAUGAUGAUAUGCUCGAGUUUCAUUCUAAAUCAAACUCAAGCUGCUGAUGAGUGGACAAUAUAUCCCUGGAUCCAUAGCAAUUGCAAUUCACUUUCAGACAGUGACCAACUUCGGCCAGUGUCAAUUCCAGAUAUUCAUCCAGCGAGUGCAGGGAUAACAGAAGGAUUCUCCAUGUGCGGUGGUGAUUUUGUUGAGGUUUACAGUGACCCCUGCCAAGUAGGAAUUUGGGAUUCAGUUGUAACAUGCUUUUUUAUUGAUACGGCGCAUAACAUUGUCGAAUACAUUGAAAUCAUAUCAAAAAUUCUCAAAGAAGGGGGAGUGUGGAUUAAUUUGGGACCUCUUCUAUAUCACUUUGCUGACAUGUGUGGAGAAGACGAGAUGUCCAUUGAGUUGAGCUUGGAGGAUGUAAAAAGGGUUGCUUUGCACUACGGUUUCGUAUUUGAGAAUGAGAAAACCAUAGAGACAACCUACACCACAAAUCCUAGGGCAAUGAUGCAGAAUUGGUAUUACGCAGCUUUUUGGACGAUGAGAAAGAAAUCAACCGCUGCUGAUGUUGUAUCAUCAUAAUCGUUUAUGUGAUUGCAAAAAUAAACUUUUCCAGUUUUACUAUCAGUGUUACCUCCAUUUGACAUAAGCCGUGCUACUGUCUUUCAAUUUAUGCUAUAGCAUCUCUAUAAAGACAUGGCGUCGCCAUCUGACUUGAAUGCUUUUCAUAUUUCUGUUCGUUCUUACUUUAAUGGACCUGUGACAACAGAUUUUAUUAAUCUGUAUUAAAAUCCGCUUUGCUCUAUA